AGCGUGUUGAGAAGCAGCAGCUGCCACUCACGCUGGCAGACCGACUCCACGUCUAAGGAUAUACGAGUACCGUGCUGGGACAGCAGCCUCCUGACACCCCCCCACCCGCCCCGCACUUGUUUCUUCGGAGCGUAAACCUUCACGGUUUAGCUUCACAAGAUGGACUUGAGGGUAACGAGCCUCCUUUUGGUCCUCCUGGCCUUGGCGGAGGGAACCCCCGAUAGGUACUAUACACCCAAAGUGGCAAAGGUCCCCUACCCCGUCAAGAGUCACUCUGUUGCAGGACCAGAAGGUCCUCCAGGACCCCCAGGGGAACCAGGACCAAUGGGACCACCUGGACCUCCUGGAGAACGGGGUAUUGGACACACAGGACCUCGAGGCCCACCAGGAACACCUGGGGCCCCUGGCCACUCUCAGGCAGGCAAACCCGGUGCCCCAGGUGGCCCAGGAAAACCAGGAAUCCCCGGCGCACCAGGUGAAAGAGGUGCAAACGGAGCAACAGGACCGAUGGGACCAAGAGGCGCACCUGGUUCCCCUGGAACCCCUGGACCUGCAGGACUUUCAGCUACUGGAAAACCUGGACCAGCUGGGCUUCCGGGUCCAAUGGGUCACAGAGGAGAGCCCGGUCUGAAGGGACAUCCUGGUAUUCCUGGUGUUCCAGGCCCAAAAGGAGAGAGAGGCAUUGGUGUUCCUGGGGUGCAGGGUCCAUCGGGUCCAACUGGCCCAAUGGGCCCAUCUGGCAUGCCUGGCAAACCUGGAGUUGGCAAGCCUGGUGCCACUGGUUAUCCUGGUGAACCUGGUAAGGAUGGAAUGCCAGGAAGAGAUGGUGCCCCUGGGCCAAUGGGUUUGCCAGGUCUUAAGGGUCACACUGGACCCCCUGGUGUAGGAGCGCCAGGAAAACCAGGCCAGAAUGGUACCCCAGGUACACCUGGGCCUAUGGGGGCUAAGGGUCCACAGGGUCCUGCUGGUCAGCCAGGCUCCCCUGGCAUGCCAGGUGUAGGCAAGACGGGAGAGCCCGGAAUACCAGGAUCCAGAGGAAGUCCAGGUAGUCCUGGAACCACUGGUCAGAAAGGAGAGCCAGGCCCAACUGGAUAUACUGGUCAACCAGGGGCUCCAGGUCCUAUAGGCCCAGCUGGACCACAAGGUGCAAGAGGAUUUCAGGGUGAAUCAGGCCCAGUAGGACCUAAGGGUGAUAUUGGUAUGGUAGGUGCACCAGGCCCAAGAGGAUCCAAAGGUGAGCAGGGAGCACAAGGCUUCACUGGGAAACCAGGCACUCCUGGUGCCGUAGGUCCCCCAGGAAUCCCAGGCCAUAAUGGAGCUCAAGGUCCAAAGGGUUCACAAGGCCAUGCUGGCUCUCCAGGAAGUCCUGGAGCAAAUGGUGCACCUGGACUUAAAGGACACACAGGUGCCCCAGGGGCACCAGGUAAAAGUGGUGAGCCUGGAAGGCCAGGAGCAGCAGGACCAGUUGGUCCCCCUGGUCCAUCUGGUCCUCCUGGACUUAAGGGCCAUCAAGGUCUCCCAGGUCCACCUGGUCCAGCUGGUCUGACAGCUAAAGGAAUUUCUGGCCCUAUGGGUCCCCCAGGACCUCCAGGACAGAGAGGCCAUGAUGGUCUCCCUGGCCCCUCUGGUCCUCCUGGUCCACCUGGCCCCCCAGGAGAGGUGAUCUACCACCAUGAAAAGAGCAUGCCAAUUAAGUCCCAUGAGGUCAUGAUGCCUCAUGAAGUGAUGAAGGCUCCCAUGUCUGCCUUUAGUGCUGUGCUGACCAUGGCCUACCCACCCUCAGGAACUCCCAUUCAGUUCAACCAGGUCCUUUACAACGGAGAGAACCACUAUGACCCCCACAGUGGUGUGUUCACCUGUCAGAUCCCAGGCCUUUACUAUUUCAGCUUCCACAUGCACGUCAAUGGUGCUAAUGCAUUGGUGGCCCUCUACAAAAACGAGGAGCCCCUGCUUUUCAUCUAUGAUGAAUACAACAAGGGCUUCCUGGACCAGAUGGCAGGCAGUACUGUUCUUAUGCUGCAUCCAGGUGACCGGGUCUACAUCCAAGUUCCCGAUGAGGAGAGCAAUGGCAUAUUUGCUGCAGACAACGUUCAUUGUGGGUUCUCUGGCUUCUUGAUCGCCUCAACGUGAUUUAAUAAAUCCCCAUAAACCUCAGAAACCUUACCAAAAACAACAGCAUUGAACUGCUCAGAGGAAUAGAUCAGUUUAGACAAUUUAAAAAAGAUUGUGAAUCGCUUUUACAAUUCACCAACCUCACUCAAGUUUCAAGGGUCAAAAAUGCUCAGGCAACCGAGAUUCAUCUUGUCUCCAAAAAUUCAGGCCUAAAAUAUAUCCCUGUCCCCUGUUCGCUUUGUGUCUUAGCAAUUAAACUAAAUGUUAUUGGAAGAUUUCAUAAGUGGUGCUCUACAACUGCCUGAAACAUUUACAGUGCCUUUUUUUAUUUGUGUUUGUUUUUUUUCUGUUUUAAUUCAUGUCUGUUUAAGGGGUUUUCCUUAAAAUUUACAAAAUAAAUAUGCAAAACUGAUGUAAUAUAUGUUAUCAGAGAUCAGCACAUUUACACCAGCACUGUGACUACAAACACAACAUUGGAGGAGAAUUUCAAACAGCUUUUUUUUGUAACUAUGUCCCAUUGGAUGUGUUAAGUUAUCUACCACUUACUGAGAAAAACAUGGAAUAAAAGUACGACUUUGAAAACUA
Fundulus heteroclitus (mummichog) is the source of this 2697-nucleotide messenger RNA. It is a transcript of the gene col10a1b, whose product is annotated as collagen, type X, alpha 1b. Gene Ontology annotation, molecular function: protein binding. The record is from RefSeq and is a predicted model, not a curated record. Lineage: Eukaryota; Metazoa; Chordata; Actinopteri; Cyprinodontiformes; Fundulidae. The transcript has 3 exons. Bases 160 to 2130 code for a protein of 656 amino acids.